GAGGUGGGGAGGUAUUGGCCCGCGACUCUCCGAGCCCCGCUUGCGCCCCGGCCCUUCCCGGGCGCUCGGCCUCCUUCCUUCCCUCCUCCGCUCGCCUCGUCUUCCGUGCGCGCCGAGCGCUGCGCUCGGCCGGCGUGCCUCGCGCCGUAACGGGCGGCCGGGGGCGCCAAUCAGCGGGCGGCAGGGUGCCAGCCCCGGGGCUGCGCCGGCGAAUCGGCGGGGCUCGCGGCCCGGGGUGGGAGGCGGGUCUACUGCGCGGCCGCGGCGGCGGCGGAGCAGCUCCCAGCCAGCAGCCAGCGAGCGCCGAGCGAGCCGCCCGGAGGUGGGUGCGCCGCGCCGCUGCGGCCGGCGGCGGAGGGCGCAGGGCGGAAGCGGAGGUCAGAUAGAGGAGUGUCUUCUCUCAGCGCGGGUUGCGGCCUUUGGUGAGAGCAUGUCGUCCAUCUUGCCAUUCACUCCACCAGUUGUGAAAAGGCUGCUGGGAUGGAAGAAAUCAGCUGGUGGAUCUGGAGGAGCAGGCGGAGGAGAGCAGAAUGGACAAGAAGAAAAGUGGUGUGAGAAAGCAGUUAAAAGUUUGGUGAAGAAGCUAAAGAAAACAGGACGAUUAGAUGAGCUUGAGAAAGCCAUCACCACUCAAAAUUGUAAUACUAAAUGUGUCACCAUACCAAGCACUUGCUCUGAAAUUUGGGGACUGAGUACACCAAAUACGAUAGAUCAGUGGGAUACAACAGGCCUUUACAGCUUCUCUGAACAAACCAGGUCUCUGGAUGGCCGUCUACAAGUGUCCCAUCGGAAAGGAUUGCCACACGUGAUAUAUUGCCGAUUGUGGCGCUGGCCUGACCUUCACAGUCACCAUGAGCUCAAAGCAAUCGAAAACUGCGAAUAUGCUUUUAAUCUUAAAAAGGAUGAAGUAUGUGUAAACCCUUACCACUACCAGAGAGUUGAGACACCAGUUCUGCCUCCUGUACUGGUGCCGCGGCACACUGAGAUCCUAACAGAGCUGCCUCCUCUGGACGAUUAUACCCACUCCAUUCCAGAAAACACUAAUUUCCCAGCGGGAAUUGAGCCACAGAGUAAUUACAUCCCAGAAACGCCACCUCCUGGCUAUAUCAGUGAGGACGGAGAGACAAGCGACCAGCAGUUGAACCAAAGUAUGGAUACAGGAUCUCCAGCAGAACUAUCUCCUACUACUCUUUCCCCCGUUAAUCAUAGUUUGGAUUUGCAGCCAGUUACUUACUCAGAACCUGCAUUUUGGUGUUCAAUAGCCUAUUAUGAAUUAAACCAGAGGGUUGGUGAGACCUUCCACGCAUCACAGCCCUCACUCACUGUCGACGGUUUCACAGAUCCAUCCAAUUCAGAGAGGUUCUGCCUAGGGUUGCUCUCCAACGUCAACCGAAACGCGACUGUAGAAAUGACAAGAAGACAUAUAGGAAGAGGAGUGCGCUUAUAUUACAUCGGUGGAGAGGUUUUUGCCGAGUGCCUAAGCGAUAGUGCAAUCUUUGUGCAGAGCCCCAACUGUAAUCAGAGAUACGGCUGGCACCCUGCAACCGUGUGUAAGAUCCCACCAGGCUGUAAUCUGAAGAUCUUCAACAACCAGGAAUUUGCUGCUCUUCUGGCUCAGUCCGUUAAUCAGGGUUUUGAAGCCGUGUAUCAGCUAACUAGAAUGUGCACCAUAAGAAUGAGUUUUGUGAAAGGGUGGGGAGCGGAAUACCGAAGGCAGACGGUAACGAGCACUCCUUGCUGGAUUGAGCUUCAUCUGAAUGGACCUCUACAGUGGUUGGACAAAGUAUUAACUCAGAUGGGAUCCCCUUCAGUGCGUUGCUCGAGCAUGUCAUAAGGCUUCGUCACCACUCAAGUCCCAUCAAAAGACUCAAUGUACCAACUCUUCUGUCAUAGUAUUUGUGUGUGGUCCCCAUGGACUGGUCACUGUCCAAAAAUUCAAGAGAGAAAACAGCACUUGAGGUCUCACCCAUUAAAGCACCUUGUGGAAUCGGUUUCCUGUAUUCGAAUAUUAGAUGGGAAAUUAGUGUCUAGAAAUACCCUCCCAUAUAGGAGAAAGAGAAGAUUUUAAAGACUUAACUGAUGUCUCGUUGGGCAUAAAACCGAGUGUCCCACAGGUUUGUUAAUACCAGUAGUAGCUCUGUGUACAGGUAAUGUGUCAUGAUCCAGCAUCACAGUACUGUGCUGUUCAUAUACACGUUUAGUUUGCAUAAAUUAGGUGUGUGUGUGCUGCUUCUUGAAUUAGGCAAGCCUUUAUAAAGUUACAGUACCUAAUCUGUUAUUCCCACUUCUCCGUUAUUUUUGUGUGUCUUUUUUAAUAUAUAAUAUAUAUCAAGAUUUUCAGAUUAUCAUUUAGAAGCAGAUUUCCCUUGUAGAAAAACUAAUUUUUCUGCCUUUUACCAAAAAUAAACCCUUGGGGGAAGAAAAGUGGAUUAACUUUUGAAAUCCUUGACCUUAAUGUGUUCAGUGGGUCUUAAACAUUCAUUUUGUGUUAUUUACUGCUAAAUCUCACUAUACGGAAACUGCAGAAAAUCUUUCCAGACCUCUCUUCCAUUCCCACUUUUGCCCUGAUACCAAAACCAUGUAGCAAGACAUCCAUCACUAGUAAUGGUGGCUCCAAUACUGCCAGCACCAGUUAGUUCUCGGGCACAGUACGAGUUCAUACGGCUAAGUCCCUUUGUCUUAAAACAGAUUUCCACAGAUAGUAAUAGACUCGUGUAACCAAGCAGUCUGUUGAUUUAUCCUGACACCUCAUCAGAACAAAUGGCAGUAGAAUCAUUUUCAGGGAUAUGCUACAAUUACUUCAGUAUAUUUAUCCUUUUUUUAAAGCCAGUCUAUAGAUAUAAACACUCUUUUUUAAAAGCUCUUUUAAAAUAUUUCAAUAGCAGACCUAGUGCUCUCUGAGUUUCUUUUGAGUUCGUUACCAGGUUGUAUUAUGAAAUGGACCUUUUGUAAAUGUAAUUGCUUCCGCAAAAUACCUACAAAAGUGAUGCUGAGGUAUGAUCAGCAGAUAAGGGCCAUCUGUUUUUUAAAGUAUGUUGUAUUAAAUUUAUAAAAAUCUGUUAUUUUACAUAAUUAUGAAUUCAGAAUUUUAAACAUUGGGGAGAAGCAGUUUAGCGAGUUUUUUAGCUUAUAAUUACCUACAGUCUGGGCUCUUCUGAACUAAUCCUAAAUGUGUGGUUGAUAUUACAACCAAGGACAUUUUAGGCUGUGUGGCGAGAGGAGAUUCCAGAAGCUGCACUAUGUUGGUAGUCCAUUCGGUGGCAAAUAAUCCUUAGAUGGAAUGUUGACUCUGCAGUUUAAACAGUUCUUGUUUGCAUCUCUUUACAAGAGAGAAAUUGCCACUCCUGACCCCCUGCUAGUAAAUUUUCAGAUUUUUGGAGAUAGACACUUUUGGUACUUGUUCUUUGAAACCAUAUUCAGCUGUCUCUACUGGUAUCAUUUUCAAUACUCUCAGCAUUUGAUUGUUUUCUACUGGGUAUUCCCCCAUUUUCCUGUAUUUGUGUAUACAUGUAUGUGUUCAUGCAGACUUGGUAUAGUAAUUUUUUAUUCUUUCAGCAAGUAGUUCCUCUUCACCUGUUAUGUGUGCCGGGAACUUUCUUUGCUUUGGGUAAAAGUGAACAAGUCAGAUCCGGUCCUGGCCAUGGCUGAGAUGUCAGUUACUCUAACCCUUAAUUAGCUCACUUGUCUACGAAGGAGGUAAACAGGGGACUGUGGUAGAGCAUAGCAGGGAAGGCUUUUCUCAGGAAGUGAUGCUUGAGCUGACAUUUGUCAUGAGAAGGGAGCAGGCCAUGGGGAGAGCCCAGGAGACUGGCAUUCCUGGCAAGGAGAAGCAUCAAAUGCCAAGGUUCAUUGUGAAGGCAGCACAUCAUUAGUUAUUAAUGCUUGCCCAGAAGUCUCUUCACAGAUCCAAACUUGGGGACCAGAAGGGUUCUUUAAUUUACAAUAGUUUAUAUAGUGGCCUUACUUGAUAGACGGCUUCCCUUGUCCCAGGUAUGACCACUGUCAGGCCGGCUGGAGAGAGCCAGUGCAGCCUCUGACCUUUGGAAGGUUUUAGCUUCCUUGAGAGCUUGUGGUGAUGUCAGGGAACAGUUCUGGGAGCAGAGAACAGGUUUGAAAGAGGCAGAAGGGCCUGGCGAUGAGUCUUGGAUGGAGGUGUUCCGUGAAGCCGUUCCAGUGACAGCAUUCCAGCUGUGAUUCUAUCUACAGCUGUGUUGGGGCUCUUCCUUAGAAUAUUCAACUGGGACUCAGCUCUUUGGCGAUGCCUGUUACACUGAGCGCCCAACACCCAUCGAGCCGUUGACUCCACUCGUGUUCAGUAUCUUACAUGCCUUUUUAGAAGAUGCUAUUUCUUGAAUUCUGUUUUGUCUGCUGUGGCUUAAAUCUUGUUGAAUUUUCCCCCCCUUUAUUGGGGUUGUUUUCAUUCUUCUGAAUGAUAAGUUCUCAAUGUUGAAUUUUGUCUCUGUUUAAAUGAGCAACAUUAUUUAGAACUGCCCCUCCACAGGGCUGAUAACUUUCUUGGUCUCACGUGAGAACUGAGUGAACGCGUUUUCCAUCACAUUCCUAAGAUGGAUGGUGAUUUGCAGUCAAGUCCAGCCAGAGCCACCGUAGGGAAUUGGAGGCUGGUGACGUCCCCAUUGACUUUGGUUUAACCAGUGGCAGCUUUGUUUCCAUCCUGUAAUGGAGUUCUAUAUAGAUUUCUUUUUAAAAAAGAGUUUUACAGCUUUAAAAAAAAAAAAAAAACUUUGAAAAGUUUGUGUAAGCACUGUUUAGGAUUAAAACACAUGAGUGGACUUCGGCCCACAUUUGGAAACAAGUCUGCUUGUGUUCUUUUCUCCUACUUCAGGGAACCUUCCUAAUGAGGUUCAAACUACACCAGUUACACUAAUUAUACAUUAUGUCAGCCAUUCAUUCAGUCAACAUUUAUUGAUGUCUGCCCUUUACCCAGCCAUGGUGCUAGGUGCUGAGUAAUAAAAAGAGGCUAGGAUUUAGUCCUGGCCCUCAAGCUGUGGGUUUACACCUCUCUCAGGACCUGCCACUUUGCCAGAAGGAAAUCUCCCUAAUUUUUCUUGAAAGCUAAAUAUUCUUAUUCAGUACUCUUAUUCUGUAUUCUAAUUACAUAGUUGCAAAUUAUUUAAUAUCUAGCAUUUUUCUUAACCUUAAACCAUAUCGGUUUUGCUUGAUUCAUCUGCCUUUAAAUUUAACGAAUUUUCUCCUUUGUCAAAAUUAUUUUAAUUUCAAUUUAUUUGUGCCUUCUAGGUCGGUUUCAGUCAAGACUAAGACUUUGAAGGUGAAAAACAAUCAGUCUGGUCUCUUGUUAAUUGAAAUCAAGUAAAAGAUUAUACAUGCCCAGUUGGUUUCUCUACCUCUUCCAAAAGCUGUCCAAAUAUACCUUUAAGAUCUUUCUGUCUUUCUUUUUUUUUGUUGUUUUUUAAUAAUUAAACACUUGGAGCAUUUAUUCAGAACUCAGUACUCAACUGGUCUGGUUGAUGGUGAAUGAUAAAGUAACACAGAAGAUGUUCACCUUACUCAAAAUCUGUCUUUAUGUUCAGUUACUUUAGUAGCUGCCUAUUAGAACUACACAGACUGUGCCCUUCCACACCAUCUCCCCUGUAUCUCUUGAGAUAACUAAGUAGUCUGUGGCCAUAAGCAACACGUGAUCUUUUCUCUUACUUUGAUCUAACUCAUCGAUGUUGCGACAUGGCAAAUUAUCCCCCAGCUCCUUUGCUUCAUGAGCUUUGCUAAAUUCUUGAUACUCAUCAACUGAAUUGUAUUCUCCCCCGCAGCCCCCAACAGAAUGUACCUCUGUGGUCUUGCUGGUCGCCCUCUUCCUUGCCAACCAUGUUUUAUCUGCAGACAUCAGAAUGUUUCCCUCCAUUGAACUUUACGGAAGACCAAAAAGGAUGGUGCUUUUCCUACCCAGGGUCCUAAUUUCUUCACCGGGAAGGCUCAUGUUGUUCCUACUUGGUCCGUCACUUCACAUCUUACAAAUGGCUCAGAACUUCUCUCCAGUUAAAUGUCUUUGUGACGAACAAAUAGCAUGAAUUCUAUUUCAAGUUAUGUUUAGAAUUAGGAAUUUUUCCAGCAGUUGCAGCCAGUGAUUUUCCUGUAAUACUAGCCCAUUUCCACCGCGGAGCAUAUUGGAUUGUUGUAUUGAGUACAAUCAGGAGUAACGAUGGUGGUUUAUGGUCUCUAGAGGUAGUCAGAACCCUACUGUUGAGUUCCUUUAAUAUCUUCAAGUUCUCACAAACAUUUUUUAUCUGUUCAGACUACCUUUUAUGAGUGGGGACUGCAGGACAAAUCAUCUCUUGGAGUGGAAUUCCUGUGUUUGGAGCCUCAACCAGGAAAUGUCAGCUAUGCUAGAUGUAGACAGCUUCAUAAUAGCCUUUAUGAUAAGAACUUGUCUAAUGUGUUCAUGUAAUUUCUUGAGUAGGAACUGUUUUUUCUUGGAUAUUUUAGGUAACUUUAUAUAUAGCAUAACUGCCUUAAAUCUUUUUAGUAGGAAAUAAAUUAUAUAACGUGUAUGUAUGGAUUUAUGUAUAUAUACACACUCCUCGAGAUACCUGAACAGUGGGGGUCAUUUAUCUGCUCACAUUUUAACACCGUUGAAUGAAUCUGUUGUUUAAAUCUCAGAUCUCAGUAAAAGUUCCCUAAUUGGCUAACAGACAUUUUCCUUUCAGAUCUUCAGAGUAAUUUAUUUAUUCAGCCAGAGUCGUGAUUUGGUGGUUCAGUUAGAAUGCCAUUUUUAGACAGCUUGAUAACUAAGAAUCAUAACUGGAACUCAUGAACAUCAGAACUGCAGUAGACACCCAUUCAUUAAAUCAUUAUCUAGCCAAUGGUCUCUGGAAGGUACUAGUUUAGGAUUUUUUUUUUUUUUUUUCAAUGUUAGAUUGCCUCUCCCCAUUCUUUUCCUCUUGGUUAAAGCUGCUUAAGAUACCAUGGGAAGUAGCACCACCAAGUCAAGUUCUCAUGUAGUUAUGGGCAGCCGAAGGUGGUUCAGACCUAACUUUCUUGGUUGUGCUCAACAGAAAUGGAUUUCCCAAAGUUCUUUGGGUCAUCUCUGAUUCACAGAGGAUCUGACCAGAGUGUGUUAGCCCAAGUUAACUUCAGUAUCGAUUGGUUUCCUGCUGUGGGAUCCAUAAUAGACCCCAAAUUUCAGCCACUGGUUGAAAUAUAAGGGCCCUUGGAAGAAGAAUGCCGCUGCUGAUGGCAGUGAGAAGGAUCCAUGCAUGCUAGACAAAGGACUUUUAGAUUUCUCUUCGGAACAGUUCCUGGAAAGUGAUGUUCUCCUACCCUCCAAAAAAAGAGAGA
This is a messenger RNA of Lutra lutra (Eurasian river otter), 7308 nucleotides long. It is a transcript of the gene SMAD2, whose product is annotated as SMAD family member 2. The transcript is spliced from 11 exons. Gene Ontology annotation, molecular function: RNA polymerase II cis-regulatory region sequence-specific DNA binding; DNA-binding transcription factor activity, RNA polymerase II-specific; I-SMAD binding. The record is from RefSeq and is a predicted model, not a curated record. Gene Ontology annotation, cellular component: heteromeric SMAD protein complex. Gene Ontology annotation, biological process: regulation of transcription by RNA polymerase II; cell differentiation; BMP signaling pathway. NCBI's taxonomy places the organism in Eukaryota, Metazoa, Chordata, Mammalia, Carnivora, Mustelidae. The coding region runs from base 431 to 1834 and encodes 467 amino acids.